ACCAGAGCACCAUUGCGAUAGCCAGGAACGGUGGCUACAACCCUCGGACCAAGCAUAUUGACAUCCGUCACCAUUUUAUUCGGGAUGCGCUGGAAAGAGAAGUAGUCAACAUUAAUUACAUCGAAUCGGAUAAUCAACUUGCCGAUGGUCUCACGAAACCACUAUUGCGUACCAAGCUGGAGAAGAAUCGUGAAGCCAUAGGAGUCCUAGCUUAAGGAGGAGUGUUAGAGUAUAGCGUAGUAAGCCAUGACUUUUAUUCAAAUAAAAUUUUCACUUUCUGUUCACAAGUCAAACGAACAAGUCGUUUCUUUUCUUAUCUGAAGAUACAAUAAAAAUUUAUUUAAAGUAUAUAAAUUUUAUCAGUACAUAUCUUUUUGUGUUCGUUGGUAUACAUCAUCAUGAAGAGGCUCAUUAAGCUCAAUUUCAAAACUGAUUGUAACUGAGGGCUACGCGUUCAACUCUCGUUCGGGCCAAGAACUUUUCAUCCUUUCGGGCCAAAAUUUUCUUGACUUCCUUUAGUGUUGAAUAUCUUCGUGCCUGUUACACGAAAAAAUGGGGCUAAAUGGGCUCUAUUUACGCGCAUGAUGUUGCACUUAUCGAACGUCUACUGUACAGUAGACGUUCGCUCGGUGCAAACGGUUUAACUGCAAUGCUUUUUAACUGCAAGUCCGAUAAGUGCAACAAUUUUGCAGUUAUCGCACCGCUAUCUGUCAAAAACAAAACGUCAACCAAGUUGCGAUGUUUUUCGGAUGCACUACAGCUGAAUUGCGAUGAUUUUGAGUGCAUUUUGGCUGCGUCCAACAACAAUUGACAACCGUUUGACGUCUGUCAGUCGUUGCAGUUAGCGAAUUUCAUUCGGUAACUGAAACGUAAACAUGUUGCACUUAUCGAACGUCUACUGUAUUGUCGAGCCGCCACCAAACCGGACGUCGCACAAUCAAGUCGCGAUGCAACCCAACUAGCGACGUUUUUGAAUCAAUUUUGCCAUAAGUUAUAACAUGACACACACCCCGAGAUUCACCCAACCCCUCCGGCGUUAUGGAAAUUGUGAACAAACCCUGAAUAAGUAAGUUUGUGAUUUAUAAAAUUUCUUCGCUUUUCAUUAAGCCCCCUUUUCUCGCCAACAGCCCAUUGCUGCACAUGCCUGCGUUGCUUUUGCGGUACGCGCGUGAAAAACAUCGAAAAAUCUCGUCACGCGCGAUGAAUGCAAGCUCGCAAAGUGUGGCUGCGUGCUGUAGAUACCGUUAUCUUUCUAUUUUUUGGCACAGACCUACUGAAAGAUACCGUUAUGAAAAUGAAAACAUAAAAAACAGUAAAAAAAACUUGAAACAGAGACGUCCCGGAAAGUGAGUUUGUCUGAAUCGCGUCCGAAUUUUAAAAUAUCCCUUGCGUAUCGGAAGAAUGCGUCAACGCUCGCAAUCACUACACGCCCCGGCGAACAACAACCUCUCCCAGAAGUUUGAAGGAGUGGCUUCCGGCGACGAAGACUUGCUGGUUGAAGAGUAUGCCCCGACGGAAAUUCAGCAUGAUCGGGAUGCCAAAGAGAAGGCGGUCGUCAACGUAUGGAGUACACAAGAGUACGAAACGCUCAUGGAGCAGCUGCAGGACGGUCUGCCGGAAAAAGACAUACGGAUGUGGAGGACGACCCUGAAGACGCUCGACUGGACCGCCAUAAAAGUUGGUAAACGGCCCAGCGACGAGGUUGAGCGAGUUGCCAGGCAAAUUUUUGCCAAAAUCCGAGGCUUCCGCACCCUGAGCGAGAUGCUGCAUGAUAUGCCGGCGGCGAUUCCCAAAGUGCAAGCAGCCUCGAAGCCCAAGCAUCCACCGUCGGCGUACCACUUGUUCAUGAGGGAAAGAAUGCAUCAACUGCGCGUCAAGCACAAGGAAUUGACGAUGCGGCAAAUAUUCAAGAUGAUUUCGGAGCAGUACAAAGCACUGUCGGACAAACAGCGGAGACCGUAUCUGGCUACGGCAGCCAACAUGAAGAAGGUGCACACGGAACAUCUUCGGAGAUUUUAUCAGGAUCACCCGGAUUUGUUACCGAAGAAAUCGAGCUAUAAGCCGAGGACGAACCUCGGUAAAACCCCGUUUGCCUUUUUCUUGGACGAGCGCCGGCAGAUAUCCUUUAUUUCUGUGAAAGAAGCGCGUCGAGAGUGGCAGGAGCUUCCCAUUAAAGAUAAAAUCUACUUCAUUCAACGUGCUUUUGAAAUGCAGAGCAAUUCGGGCCAGAAGCAUCUCAAUAAGAAUGAGAUGCAAUGGCUGGAUCACUUUAAUGGAAAGCCCGAGUUUAUUGGCCGCAAUAUUUACGAAUUUUUCUGUCGCAAGAAUAAAACCCAACCUGGAAAGGAACAACAGGCAAAGAUUCGGAAUGCCUACAAGAUUUUGAGUGAACAGGAGUUGAAGGCUUUGCAGGUAGAAUAUCAGCAGGCUCGAACAACGUUUGUUAACCAGUACCGGGAGUAUAUCAAAACGCUUCCUCAGGAAAAGCAACAGACCGAGAUGGAUUAUCUUAUGACCGUUGCGGAAAAGAAAACGAACAUCAAAUCGAAGGCAAACCGGAAAUACGAUCUCAAGCCGGGUCCGCCAGUUGCGGAAUCGACGACCAUUGAAAAGAAGUCUUCAGGAAAGUCCACCAUCAAGUCAGAUGGUUUUACAAAAGAUAGUGUAUCCGAGCAUUCCGACGCCGACACAUUCGAUCACCCGAUGUCCCCAAAACAGCAAUCCCCGAUAGCUUCAGUCACUCGCCAAUCGGUCGCUACCGGUACUUCCCCUCUUUCGAAGCGAAAACGACCGGUUCGGGUCUGUGAACCCCAGCCCAACUCGCCGCUGCCCAGUUGCCAAAGCCAGCAAGAUCAUAGUUCAGCAUCAGUGAAGCGAAAAGCUGACGCUACUGCUUCAUCAGUAUCCCCGCCGGCGAAGCGACGUGUCGAAAAGCGGCCUACGAGUGAGGUGGUGCCUAGAACAUCGGGAAUCCAAAAGAAUGAGGAACAUUCGAGUGUCGUCGCCGAGGGUGCUCCCAAAGAACCGGUGCGACCGCCGCUCGACACCGAAGAGUUCUACCGCCAGCGUAUCUACAAGGGCAAGCUGGGAAAACACAAGGAAGCGUUCGCAAAUCUGUCGUCGGCGAAGAAGCGCGGAAUCGUCGAACAGCUCAAGGCCGCCCACAGGCAGUUCAUCGUAGACUUGGAGGUGUUCAUGAAAUCACUGCCCAAGGACGAACUCCGAAAGUACAUCCAGCAAAAGGCGAAAGACAAGGCCGAUAAAACGAAAGAUUCGGAUGAUGUCGAUAGUGGUGAUAAUGAUGAUGGCGAGGAAGAUGGAAGCAGCUCCGAUGGGGAGGAAGAUGACGACUAGAGAGAUGUGUGUCGGUGCUUGUUUUUGUUCGUAUUAUUUGUUUUAAUUGAAUCGUAUUUUUUUUUAAUUUAUAUUUUUGCGUUAGGACUUCGUUACUGCAUCUUCCUAUGCAAUUUUUUUUUUACACUUAAUACAUAAGAUAACAAUGUUUUACAUACCUAUUGUAUGGUAAUAAAUUAAACUUUGAGGUGAGUAUUGUACAUGCACGCAAAAAAACUGUUUAUCCCCUUGUAAAAUAUACCCAGUGUAUCUUGGCCUGCGAAUGGUGAAAUGACAACGAGCGUCCAACGUAGCUCUGGUCCUCACAAGUUCCUAUCUCAUGCUUCCACGUGUCAAUCAAUGACAAAGACCGUUAUCUAAGAGUUGUUUGCUUAGCUGGUAGUGCAGCCUGGGCACUGUUGUCCUUCUGACUUCAGCUAGAUUAAUGAGGAGGUACGUCUCGAGCGUCUGUUCACCAAGGAGG
This is a messenger RNA of Aedes albopictus (Asian tiger mosquito), 3817 nucleotides long. Its product is annotated as nucleolar transcription factor 1. The record is from RefSeq and is a predicted model, not a curated record. NCBI's taxonomy places the organism in Eukaryota, Metazoa, Arthropoda, Insecta, Diptera, Culicidae. The transcript has 4 exons. The coding region runs from base 1402 to 3354 and encodes 650 amino acids.